UCUGAUAAAAAUUUAACCCACUAUCAAAUCUUGGGCAUACCCAAAUCAUCCACAAAAUUGCAAAUCAAGAAAAAAUUCAAAACUCUAUCAAAGACCUACCAUCCUGAUAUCAUAAACAAUAACCCAAAUUUAAAUCUCUCUGAAGAUCAAAAAACUUUAAAUAAUGACAAUUUCAUCAAAUUAGUAAAUAGCUAUGAAGUUUUAAGUGAUGAUAGCUCAAAAUUAACUUAUGAUUUAUCUCUAAAUAAUUUCACGACGUCAACUGGAAGAUCCGAUUAUGACAUUCAAAAAAAUAAAUAUUAUUCAAAUGCUAAAAAUUAUUCAAUGAAAAACCGUUCAUAUCCCAGUGGCACCUAUAAUUUUAAAAAAACUAACUAUUCAAACCAUUCCCAAAACUCUUCUCAUUUUACUGGAAAGCCAAAUUCUGGCUCAAACUAUGAUGUUCCCCAUUUCGAUUACGAUAAGCAUUUAAAGACUCAUUUAAAAUUUGAACAAAGAUUAAUGAAUAAAAAAAUUAAC
This is a messenger RNA of Ascoidea rubescens DSM 1968, 519 nucleotides long. Its product is annotated as DnaJ-domain-containing protein. The record is from RefSeq and is a predicted model, not a curated record. Lineage: Eukaryota; Fungi; Ascomycota; Saccharomycetes; Ascoideales; Ascoideaceae. The annotation marks the transcript as partial. The transcript has a single exon.